GUUAGACACCUCCUGUCUGAUCCAUGUUUCUCAGGCGCUAAACAUGGAUCGCGCUUGCGCGGAUUGGCUGUUUCCUUGGUCACGAUUAGUGGCGACAAUAUGGAGUAGGACGCCAUGAAAAACACUAGAGCCGUGUUUUGUUUUAGUUGUGCUCAAGUAUGUAGCCAAACUCCAUAAAUUUUAGUCCUCCUCACCAAAUGUUUGUGUUGUGUGAAAAACUUCAUAUCUGUGGUCGUCAAUAAUGUGUCUGAAAAGUCUUCGAACAGGCAACUGUCAUCGAGUGAGGAUGUGACUAGAUCUAUAUGAACAGGGCUUCGUUCAUUUGACUUUCGAUUUUAUACGAAGUGUGAAUGGUCAUCUAAUUUAUUUACAUCUCUCGUAAGUGUUUAAAAAGCCCUAUAAAAUCUACCACAAUGCCAAAAGCACAGACUCGACUGCAGAUUUUGCAGGUAUGCAAACUCUUGCAAUGUGUGAGGGAGAAGAGCAAAGAUCAAAUCGAGAAGCUGACCAUGAAUGGCACUCCUCAUUUGAUCAAUUACAAUGAUGCAGAUGAAGGCUUGACCGCUCUCAUUGUAGCAGCUAAAGCUAACGAUGAUGACAUGACAGAAUUUCUUUUAGGGCUUGGUGCCCAUCCUGAUGUCAUGGAUCUGAAAGGCCGCACAGCUGCAAUGUGGGCUACAGAAUUUGGAAAUGUGCAGUGCCUUGAGAAGCUCCUUGCAGCUGGAGCUAACAUGACACUCACAGAUCUUGAAGGAAAAGGUAUUAUAUUCUUCUGCAUGACCCCAACACAUCGUCAUGAGAAAUGUUUGGAGCUUAUUCUUGAUCAUGGGGCAAAUGUGAACAACAUUGACAAAGAGGGGAAUCCAGUGUUUGUUGUGGCUUGCGAUCUUGCUGAAGAGAACGAAAAGCUUUGCCUUGAAUUAUUGAAGCGUGGAGCAGAACCAAACAGCAAACAGGAGAAAUCUGGUCGAACUGCACUGAUGGCAGCGGCAUCAAGUGGAGGAAAUAAAGUUGUUGCUGCUUUGCUUGAUGCUGGAGCUAGAGUGAAUGAUGUGGAUGUGAAGAAAUGUCACGCAGCUCAUUUUGCAGCUUUGGGAGGCCACCUGCAAGCUAUCAUGGCAAUGGCAGGAAACAAUGCAGACUUCAAUGUUGUGAACAGUGAAGGCAACAACCCUGUACACUUGGCGGCCCAGAAGGGCCAAGCAAUGUGCAUCAAGUUCCUGUCCCAGAGAGGAUGCAAUCCCAAACCAAAGAACAAUCAAGGAAAUACUGCAAAGGUCAUGGCAAAAGAGGCUGGCCAUAAAGAGGCUGGCAAAGAGAUUAGGAAGGCAGAGAAGACUUUUGGGAAAUCAGGGAAAAAUAAUGACCCGUGGAUUCUUCAGCUGUAUGACUGGGCUCUGGCUAGACAAGAAAAAAUUUUAACUGCAGUCAAAGCUAUAGAUGUAGAUGCUGUUGGGAAGAUAGGAAAUAAUGAGUUUAUUGAUGUUUUGACAUCAUUACAGUGCCCUACAGAUGAAGAUGAGGUGAAGAAAGUUAUUGCUCUUCAAGACAAGAGCAGAGAAGGAAAAUUAGAUUACAACGAUUUCUUUACAGCAAAGAAAUGGGUGAAUAAAAAUUAUUUAGCAUCAGCAUUUGAAGGAAAGAAAAAGAAAAAGAAGAAGGGGAAGAAAGGGGGAAAGAAAGGCAAAUUCAAGCUUGUCAUGCCAAUCUGCAUACAAGAUGAAGGUCCACGCACGUUUGGCGGCGCUCCUCCAGAAAUGUACAUACCUCGCCACAUACACUUCACAGACACUGGUCGGUUUGACAGAGAUAUCCCUCCGGUUCACCCAUUGCAAGAUGACUCAGCUUGGUACCUGCAAGCCCCAGCAAAGACUUACAUCAAUGUAAAUGAAGCGGCCAAAAAUCGAGACUUUGACUCCAUGAAGGAUUCCUUUGCUCAGGGUGUUCCGGUGGACACUCGAGACAAAUACUACAAGACACCCCUUAUGACAGCCUGCGCUGUAGGCAACCUCGAUGUUGUCAAAUUCCUAUUGGAGAAAGGUGCUGCCAUUAAUGCGAGGGACAAUUUCAAGUGGACGCCCCUGCACCACGCUUGUCACGCCGGACAGCUGGAUGUUGUACAGUUGCUGGUGGAGAACGGGGCGGAGAUUGACGCCUCCACCAUCAAUGGUGGCACACCGCUCACCCGAGCUAUUGAAAGCUCGAGGGAUACCGUCGUCCAGUACCUUAUGGACAGUGGAUGCAAAAUGCAAACGGAGAACAAGAAGGGACUCAAUCCAAUGGACCUGGCAUACUCGUGGGCAGACCCGAGAGUGUUUGAAGUCGUCCAGGCGAAAUGGGAAUCCCUUCCUGUCCCUAAGGACAAAAAAGGAGGAAAAAAGAAAGACACUAAGAAGAAACGUCCGCAGACAGCGGCUGGAGAUAAAGAAGAAGCUCCUCAGGUUGUUAAACUACCAGAAGAAGACUCAGUGCCCCUUCCAAGAAAAGGCUCCAUCUUGCGGGCUGCGUCGGCCCUGGCUGGAGGCCUGGAUGAGCAGGAAGACAUCACGUACACACCGAAGAAAAUGUGGACAGAACAGUCCACAACAAAGGAGCUACUGCAAGACAAAGAAGUCAAACGGGAGCGCUUUGGCUGGGAGGUGGACUUCCCUGAUUUUGAAAUGCCUUUCCAGAAAAAUGUAACCAAAAAAGUCGAACUGUUUGAGAAGGAGGAAGAAGAAUAAGUUUCAAAAUGAGUCAUGUUCAAUCCUAUUUUAAAUUUUAAGCUUGAGAAAAUUAUUAUUUUUCAUUACAGCUCCUUAUAAAGCACAGCAUUUGUUGUGUUGGUGUUAUAAAAGGAUUUGAGUAUUAAAUGUCAGAUAUCAUAGCUCUGUUGUUUCCCCAGGAAUUAAUUUGUGAAAAUUAUAGAUGAUAAAGAAUAUUUACAGGGCUUAAUGGCUUUAGUGAACCUCCUGUAUCUUUACAAUACUUUUGAUAAUCAAAAUACAUUUUUUAUUAUCAAAGAGAUCAAUCAAAUCCUAGUUAAAAAUGAAAAUGUUAUUACAUGUAUGUUUGAAACAUACUUAUGCUGCAGUCUAACAGAUGAAGCAAUAUGGUGAGAUAAAAAAAUUGAAAAUAAAUUCAAGAUAUUAUGUGUUUGAAAUUUCAAUCAUGAGGUAAAAAAAAUGUUUCUUUCAUAAGAAAAAUUUAAUUUGGAUGAAAAUCACUUCACAGGAAAACAUAGUAUUGUUUUUGUAAUCCCUGAUGUUUUCAAGUGCUAGUGUUCCUUCUGGCAGUUCAUGUCCGAUUCCUUCUCUGUUGUACAUAUCCCCUCUUUUUUCAAACAGAAACAAAAUAUUGAUGAGUGUCAUGGAGUGCAGAAAAUACACGCUUCACAUGUAAUAAAAGAAUAUGAAAUAUUUAACACGUUUAGAGUCUGAGCUCCAAGCAUUGUCAUUAGAUGACCACUAAAUCCUUAACAAUAUGCUUACAUACUAUUGGUAAUACUUCGAAGGGUAAUUCAUCAUAAAUUAGCUUUUUGAAUGAGGUAACCAUUUUUAAUGGAAACUGACAAUGAUGCUUGUAAUUCUUUUUUUUCUUUUACUUUUGAGACAUUUACACACAUAAAAUAUGUUUGAAAUGAAAAAAAAAAGAAGUCGUACCAGCAUUUUUGAAACCUUUAGAGCAAGUAUUAUGCAUUGCAAUGGCUGUGAUAUUUUUACACUUUUACCCCUAAAAGAAAACUAUCUUGUGAAACAAUUUAUGAGAAAUUUCCUCCUUGAGUUGUUGAUGUACACAGAUGAUACAGAUUCCUUUGCAUUAAUCACCUUAUGCUGAAUAAUAAAAUUUAAGCUGAAACCUGUUCACAUAAACUUUUUUAUCAACACAAGACUGCUGGAUAUUUUUUUUUUUUAGUUUGCUGGUUUCUUACUUCCCAAUGCCACGUUUGAACUAGGUAUUUUUCUUCUGCUUACACCCGAUAUAUUCAGCCGAACAGAUAUUUUUUAUUAUUUCGAGUUAGAUUCAUUUGUACCGUCAACACUUUACGGAUAUCAAACAGGAUAAUCUAGAGACAGGAAUACACCAUAAUUUAUUAAUGUAUAGGCCAACCAUAUCCUACAUAUCUUUUACAUUAUGAGGAUAUUUACUUUUUCUGCCCCAUCAAUACAUUGUUAGCUUAUUUCUUUUACUGUUAAAUCUCCUAAAUGAAAAGAAAACAAUCGCGUAAUAUAUUGAAAGACAGGCUUGUAAUGUUUGAUUAAACACACAGAUGUUUACGUCUUACCUGUGUGUGUGUCAUCAAUUUAAAAUUACAAGAGUUGCUUGCUAAAAAAAAUCUCCGGUAUUAUUAAAAACAAACUUUCAGAAGUGGAUGGGAUCUGCAAGGUCUUUGGACCUUUUAUUAUCAUGAUUUCUCUGUUCUUUAUUAAUUGUUUGUAAGGGUUUUUUUUCCAAACGGUCAAUGAAUUGGAGUUAUGAAAUAAAGUGUUUGUACCGUUAACAAAUGAAAAGACCUUUUAUUGAUUUACAACUUAUUCACUGACUAUUAUUGUGAAAGUGAUAGAGGUGUAGGCAUGGGAUAUGGGUAAUUCAGUUCGACUUUCUCUGAAAAAAGUUACUCUGAAGGAAAAGGCACUACUAAGUGAGUAGUAAAAUACAAGACAUUCACAUUCUUCAUCCAUUUAUUCUUUCUCGAGUGAAUGCCAUAAACUUUUGUAUAUUAUCAUUGUGAAUGCUGUAUUUCGAAGCUUGCACGGAUGAACUGUUGAACAUCUGCAGUUCUCCUUUCAGCUUGUAUGUCUAUAUAUUUUAUACAGUCAUCUUAUGGUGAACUUGAAGUGCAUGUAUGGAAAGAAAUAUAAACAAAUAUGCAACAUGUUGAUUAAAACUUGAAGACUACUUA
Molecule: messenger RNA, 4882 nt
Organism: Aplysia californica (California sea hare)
Lineage: Eukaryota; Metazoa; Mollusca; Gastropoda; Aplysiida; Aplysiidae
Product: ankyrin repeat and EF-hand domain-containing protein 1
Exons: 8
Coding region: 414-2723 (769 amino acids)
Molecular function (GO): calcium ion binding; protein binding
Source: RefSeq, a predicted model, not a curated record